CAGGGCCCGGCCGCGGCGGCGGCGGCGGCGGCGCCCGGCCCCCUCCCCCGGCGCCGGCCAAGUGAGGCGGUGAUGCGGGCGCUGGCGGCCCCGGCUGCGCCGAGAGCGGAGACACAGGCUCAAGAUGGCAGAUUCCGACUGAGGCUGGGGGGGCCGAGCUCGCGCGCCGCGUUCCCUUCUCCGUUGCCAUGAAUCGCGGACACCCCGGCCCCGAUGGCCCCCGUGUACGAAGGUAUGGCCUCACAUGUGCAAGUCUUCUCCCCUCACACCCUUCAAUCAAGUGCCUUCUGUAGUGUGAAGAAACUGAAAGUAGAGCCGAGUUCCACCUGGGACAUGACUGGGUACGGCUCCCACAGCAAAGUGUAUAGCCAGAGCAAGAACAUACCACCUUCUCAGCCAGCCACCACAACCGUCAGCACCUCCUUGCCGAUCCCAAACCCAAGCCUACCUUACGAGCAGACCAUCAUCUUCCCAGGAAGCACCGGCCACAUAGUUGUAACAUCAGCAAGUAGCACUUCUGUCACUGGGCAAGUCCUCGGCGGACCACAUAACCUAAUGCGUCGAAGCACUGUGAGCCUCCUUGAUACCUACCAAAAAUGUGGACUCAAGCGUAAGAGCGAGGAGAUUGAGAACACAAGCAGCGUGCAGAUCAUUGAAGAACAUCCACCCAUGAUUCAGAACAAUGCGAGUGGGGCCACCGUAGCCACUGCCACCACAUCGACUGCCACAUCCAAAAACAGUGGCUCCAACAGCGAAGGGGACUACCAGCUGGUCCAGCAUGAGGUGCUGUGCUCCAUGACCAACACUUACGAAGUUCUGGAAUUCCUGGGCCGAGGGACAUUCGGGCAGGUGGUCAAGUGCUGGAAGCGGGGCACCAAUGAGAUCGUGGCCAUCAAAAUCCUGAAGAACCACCCGUCGUAUGCGCGGCAGGGUCAGAUCGAGGUGAGCAUCCUGGCCCGCUUGAGCACGGAGAGUGCCGACGACUACAACUUUGUUCGCGCCUACGAGUGCUUCCAGCACAAGAACCACACGUGCUUGGUGUUUGAGAUGUUGGAGCAGAACCUCUAUGACUUUCUGAAGCAGAACAAGUUUAGCCCCUUGCCCCUCAAAUACAUUCGCCCCGUCCUCCAGCAGGUAGCCACAGCCCUGAUGAAACUGAAGAGCCUUGGUCUCAUCCAUGCCGACCUCAAACCAGAGAACAUCAUGCUGGUAGAUCCUUCUAGACAACCGUACAGAGUAAAGGUCAUCGACUUUGGGUCAGCUAGUCAUGUGUCCAAGGCUGUGUGUUCCACCUACUUGCAGUCCAGAUACUACAGAGCCCCCGAGAUCAUCCUUGGUUUACCGUUUUGUGAGGCAAUUGAUAUGUGGUCCCUGGGCUGCGUCAUUGCGGAGCUGUUCCUGGGCUGGCCGCUCUAUCCGGGGGCUUCCGAGUACGACCAGAUCCGGUAUAUUUCACAAACACAGGGUUUGCCAGCGGAAUAUUUAUUAAGCGCAGGGACAAAGACAACUAGGUUUUUCAACCGUGACACAGACUCACCAUAUCCUUUGUGGAGGCUGAAGACACCAGACGACCAUGAAGCAGAGACGGGAAUUAAGUCAAAAGAAGCAAGAAAGUACAUUUUCAACUGUUUAGAUGACAUGGCCCAGGUGAACAUGACAACAGAUUUGGAAGGCAGUGACAUGUUGGUGGAGAAGGCCGACCGGCGGGAGUUCAUCGACCUGUUAAAGAAGAUGCUGACCAUAGAUGCUGAUAAGAGAAUCACUCCAAUCGAAACCCUGAACCACCCCUUCGUCACCAUGACACACCUACUCGAUUUUCCCCACAGUACACAUGUCAAAUCAUGUUUCCAGAACAUGGAGAUUUGCAAGCGUCGGGUGAACAUGUAUGACACCGUGAACCAGAGCAAAACCCCCUUCAUCACGCACGUGGCCCCCAGCACAUCCACCAACCUGACCAUGACCUUCAACAACCAGCUGAACACUGUCCACAACCAGGCUCCCACCUCCACCAGUGCCACUCUUUCCUUAGCCAAUCCCGAAGUCUCCAUACUAAACUACCAAUCUGCACUCUACCAGCCCUCAGCGGCGUCCAUGGCCGCAGUGGCCCAGCGGAGCAUGCCGCUGCAGACGGGAACAGCCCAGAUCUGUGCCCGGCCCGACCCCUUCCAGCAAGCUCUCAUCGUGUGUCCGCCCGGCUUCCAAGGAUUGCAGGCCUCGCCCUCGAAGCACGCUGGCUAUUCCGUGCGAAUGGAGAAUGCCGUGCCCAUCGUCACUCAAGCCCCAGGAGCGCAGCCUCUUCAGAUCCAACCAGGUCUGCUCGCCCAGCAGGCCUGGCCAAGUGGGACCCAGCAAAUCCUGCUUCCACCGGCAUGGCAGCAGCUGACCGGAGUGGCCACCCACACGUCUGUGCAGCACGCGACUGUCAUUCCCGAGACCAUGGCAGGCACCCAGCAGUUGGCCGACUGGAGGAACACCCACGCUCACGGCAGCCAUUACAAUCCCAUCAUGCAGCAGCCUACGCUGUUGACUGGUCAUGUGACCCUUCCAGCCGCCCAGCCCUUAAAUGUGGGCGUGGCCCACGUGAUGCGGCAGCAGCCAACCAGCACCACCUCCUCCCGGAAGAGUAAGCAGCACCAGUCCUCUGCGAGAAACGUCUCCACCUGCGAAGUGUCCUCCUCACAGGCCGUCAGCUCCCCUCAGCGGUCCAAGCGCGUCAAAGAGAACACGCCUCCCCGCUGCGCCCUGGUGCACAACAGCCCGGCCUGCAGCUCCUCGGUCACGUGCGGCUGGGGUGACGGGGCCUCCAGCACCACCAGGGAGCGACAGCGGCAGACGAUUGUCAUUCCUGAUACCCCCAGCCCCACAGUCAGCGUCAUCACCAUCAGCAGCGACACAGAUGAGGAGGAGGAACAGAAGCAUGCCCCCACCAGCACUGUCUCCAAGCAGAGAAAAAACGUCAUCAGCUGUGUCACGGUCCACGACUCUCCCUACUCCGACUCCUCCAGCAACACCAGCCCCUACUCUGUGCAGCACCGUGCUGGGCACCACACCAACACCUUUGACACCAAGGGGGGCCUGGAGACCCACUGCACCGGGAACCCCCGCACGAUCAUCGUGCCACCCCUGAAAACCCAGGCCAGCGAAGUGUUGGUGGAGUGUGAUAGCCUGGUGCCAGUCACCACCAGUCAGCACUCGUCCUACAAGUCCAAGUCCUCCAGCAACGUGACCUCCACCAGCGGUCACUCUUCAGGGAGCUCGUCCGGAGCCAUCGCCUACCGGCAGCAGCGGCCAGGCCCGCAUUUCCAGCAGCAACAGCCUCUCAAUCUCAGCCAGCCCUCUCCUGGUGCUUCUCCUUCUCCAGGCUCAGCAGCACAUCACCGCAGAGCGCGCCGGGAGCCACCGCCGGCAGCAGGCCUACAUCACCCCCACGAUGGCUCAGGCCCCCUACUCCUUCCCGCACAACAGCCCCAGCCACGGCACUGUGCACCCCCACCUGGCCGCCGCAGCCGCAGCAGCCCACCUCCCCACCCAGCCCCACCUCUACACCUACACGGCACCCGCGGCCUUGGGCUCCACUGGCACCGUGGCCCACCUGGUGGCCUCCCAAGGCUCGGCACGCCACACCGUGCAGCACACUGCCUACCCGGCCAGCAUCGUCCACCAGGUCCCCGUGAGCAUGGGCCCCCGGGUCCUGCCCUCGCCCACCAUCCACCCGAGUCAGUAUCCAGCCCAGUUUGCCCACCAGACCUACAUCAGCGCCUCUCCAGCCUCCACCGUCUACACUGGAUACCCACUGAGCCCCGCCAAGGUCAACCAGUACCCUUACAUAUAAACACUGGAAGGGGAGGGGAGGGGAGGGGGGAUGGCCAGAGGGGAGGGGGGCGGAGGGGCAAGGCGGGAGCUGGGCUUUUUAUACUGAAGAUGCGGCACACAAACAAUGCAACGGGGCAGGGGGGGCAGGGGGCAGGGACGGAUACAAAUGAAACUUGAACUAGGAGGUGGGGGACUUAGAGCAGAGAAGAGAACAUUUUAAAAAAGAAGGGAUUGAGGAAGGGGAAUUCUAUGCUUUUUAUUUUAAAAAAAGAAAAAGAAAAAAAAGAAAGCAUCAGUAACAAAGAACACAGCUCACGAACCCAUUCUGCACCAAGCUGGAGAGGAGAAGAAGAGAGCGACGGAAGAUUCUGGAAGGGGGGGGCCCCAGUUUUUGAAAGAACUUUAUCUAUGAACUUCUCAAAGAUUAUUUUCAUAUGGCGGCAAGUGACAUUUAAGAAUUUGCUGUCGGGGACACCUGAUAUGGAAAUCCAAUAGAUUUUUAAUGAUGGAACAUAAGAAUUAGGGAUUUUUCCAGAACUCUGAAGGGUCAGCAGCCCUCUAGAAGGUCAGGCCGUGGCCUGAGGAGGCUGAUAUUGGGGGGAGUGGUUGCGUGGGGUUGGCCAAGCCCAGUUGUGGUUCGUGUGUCAGGACUGAUUGGGGUAGGGGUGGCCAGGCCGAAGGACGCCUCCCCACCGCAAGGAGGGCACAUUUCUCUUCCGGAGCACUCUGGAUAAAUCCCUAAGCAAUGUUACUCCUCCAGUGUCAUUAGUAUUGUGUGUUGCAAACUUUAGGGUUUUUCUUUUUUUUUCCUUUCCUGAAGGUUUAUUUUCUCUUUGAACCAAUCCCUAGUCACGUAGCAUAGGACUAGCGGUCGUCGCCGACACCCUGGUAGAAUGUAGCAGUCAGCACCCCCGUUUUCUACUUUGUGUUCAACUCCAGUGAUACCAAUAGACUAUUCCUCAACGUAAUUGCACAAAAAAAAAAAAAAAAAAAAAGUGAUAGAACAUAGGCAUGUAAGCAGUGUGGUGGUCCAGGUGUGUGAGCGUGGGCGAGUGUGUGCGGGUGUGAGCGCGGAUGCCGCCCUCCCCGUGUGUCCCUCGGCGCCGCCAUCACGGCUCUCGCAUCCUGGGCUUGACACCGGUCCCUCCUAGUGCCUUACCGACCCACAGACGCGGGGUGAGGGGGACUCCGCGGUACUCCAAGACGCGCACUGAGGCGAGUCCCGUCAGCUCAGCUCUUCUCUCGUGCUGUUGCAGCAUUUUACUCUGGUCUUUCCUUGUUGUCUUUUCUUUUUAUUUUAAGUUAAUUUAAGUUAAUUUUGAUACCUGUUGUCUUUUUUGAGCUGUCUGCUAGCAGGGGGGUGUCGGGGAGUCGACAGAAGCAGGGGGCAGGAUGGGCAGGUGCCCCGGGAGCUUAAGAGAGGUGUGGGAGAUGGGUGGGCGGGUGGACCAACCUUGACUUUUACUUUGGAGACCGAGAGCACGAGAGACUCCCCACCCUGCACCUCCCCCCACUCUGCCUCGUUUUGCUUGGGGGGCCCGGCUCUUACCCUUUGUGGGGGCAGGGGUCCCCCUGUGUUGUCAGAACGUUGGCCUUGCCAGGUGGCUGCCUCCUUCCUGAUAUGGAAGCCCAGGGGAGAGGAGGCCACCUGCCACCUCCGGGCUUGGCACAGCCUUCCUGCUGUCUGCGAGGUGGAGCCCACCCCAGGCCCUCUCCCCGACCGCACACUCUCGCACGCCCUGUCCUCUCUCAUCGCGCCGACUGCGUAUUGCUCUCCCAGUUCUGCUGGAUCCUUCCCUCGUAGACAACCAUCAACCUUUGUUUGCUGCUGCAUCUUUCCUCACGUUGCCAGGCCUGCCCAAGACUCGACUUCGUUUUUGGUGUUAGAGGGGUCUGGUGGGCAGAAGGUCAGAGGGACGUUUAUGAGGGUGACGAGUGGGUCUUACACUGCACUUUGGAACACUCCCACAGGCGCUUACGUUUCCAAAGAAAUUUGCCCUUUGCCCUCUUUGUACCAUUGAUACAUUCUGGAAGUUUUCUCAGGCUUUGAACACUGCCGGGGGGGGGGGGGGGGGGCGUGGGGGGGGAAUAUCUCCAUUCAUAGCAAAAUUACUCUGAGUACAUGAAUGUUGGGAGACUCUCAUCUUAGAUGGGGCUUAGAAGGGUGGCCCUAAUUGUCUGAUUCUUGAUACUGAGUCCUAACUGAUCCCAAAGCCGAGUCUCCAAGGUGCAAAGAGAUGGCUCCCAGUUGGGGCAGUUUGACCUCCUGCUCCCUGCCCCCUGCCGUUUCCCACAACCAUCUACUGUGAACAAUGGUUUUAUCGUGAUCACCUUAAUUCGGCAACAAAGCCAGGCCAUCACCUUAGCUGUUAGCUGUGAAAUAACUCUGGAAAUUCCUCCUCCCCAACCAUGAAUUCUGCUCGUCUUACAAAGAAAUAGAUCCCCGAACUGGAACCAGCUUAGUGCCGGCCUGAGGCCGGAAGGAAACACACCAUGACCCACCGGAGGCACACGCUCGGGCAGCCCCCAGGCCCUGGCCAGUGAGCCUGCGAGAGGUUCGCCCCAGGGCAGGACACUCUCCUCGGGGACCCACCAACUGACCGAUGGAUGGAUGCUCCUUUCCCGGGACAUGGGGAAGGGCCGUCUCCCUAAGACCAGUCCAGAGACAGUAGGGGAGAAAAGUCGUUGGAGGACACAUGAGCCAGAGCCCUCUCAGAGCCAGCCUGGAAAACCCGCCUGUCCUGACUUGGCAGCAGCCAGAUGGCAGCAGAGCCCCGUCCCGUCUCCUCCUGACCAGCGACAAAAGUCUUGGCUGCACGUGAGACCGCAUCGGCCUUGCUGGGUGGCAUCCGGGUCCCCUCAUAUAGCUGACUCCCAGCCCUUCCUAGAUCUGAUCUCCUCUGGGAAAAGACAACGUAGCCUUCCAUUUGAAAGAAAAUUUCUUUGUCGAUUUAAGUUGGAAGUCUCAUUCUUUCACCUGAGAUUUUGUUUUCUUCCAGAUCAGGAAUGAACGUUCCAUGCUGCUCCUAAAGAUAAUAUUAUUGUCCUAAUUGUUCUGAUUAUCUCCACUGUAAUUUUUAUCAAGAUCAUCAUGUUGAUAUUUUAGCUGGGGUUUUAAAUGCACAUUUAUUCCCAGUAUCUUCGUGUUUUCUCUUUAAUAUUUAAACUUAUUAUAUCUGUGAGUGUAUGAGUAGGCAGGAAGGACACGCAGUGUCCAGUUUUGUUAAACAAGACAAACACAAAACAAAAGACAAAAAGGAAAGACCCAGGAAUUAGGAAAAUUGUUUCUGUCAUCUCUAGUCCACAAAGAGCUAUUAAGAAAGAUCCACCACAGAACAAAAGUUGGAAGAGGAAUCAAGACCUUUUCUGUGCACAGGCCAGACUGGACUCUUGACAACACAAUGACCAUCGACGCCGUACUCUCCCAGAGUCACAGUGGCUUGGGCAGAGUUGUGAGGUGGUACCUCCAGGGCCCAGCCCUCAGCUGUGGCUCUUUCCCACAUUCCCUGUGCUCUCGUGUGCUUCUAGAAUCCGCUAACUAGAUUCUUGGCCUGCUUCACAUCUGAUACUGACCUGUCAUGCAAAAGAUAAGCCCUUCUGCCCAGGGCUGCCCCACAUGUCCUUUUCCCAUCAGUGCCCCGGAGGUGUGGCUCUGUCUCCUUCAGUGCAGAGAUGGUUGUCUCCUCCUAGAAGCCACUGGCUA
Molecule: messenger RNA, 7516 nt
Organism: Mustela erminea (ermine)
Lineage: Eukaryota; Metazoa; Chordata; Mammalia; Carnivora; Mustelidae
Gene: HIPK2
Product: homeodomain interacting protein kinase 2
Exons: 15
Coding region: 214-3990 (1258 amino acids)
Biological process (GO): smoothened signaling pathway; intrinsic apoptotic signaling pathway in response to DNA damage by p53 class mediator; positive regulation of transcription by RNA polymerase II
Cellular component (GO): cytoplasm; nucleus; PML body
Molecular function (GO): SMAD binding; transcription corepressor activity; ATP binding
Source: RefSeq, a predicted model, not a curated record